This is a messenger RNA of Solanum verrucosum, 957 nucleotides long. RefSeq lists its product as uncharacterized. The transcript has 3 exons. NCBI's taxonomy places the organism in Eukaryota, Viridiplantae, Streptophyta, Magnoliopsida, Solanales, Solanaceae. Bases 1 to 957 code for a protein of 318 amino acids. The record is from RefSeq and is a predicted model, not a curated record.
AUGCUGCUAGCAAAACCUGGAUUCGAUCCAAACGAACCGUCAAAAUUAGGGAAGCUUCCAUCAGAACUUGCUAUGAGGCAACAACGUGAAGGGUUGGGCUACAAACAACCUCCACCUAUCCACAUCUCCAUAAAAAGGGUAAGCAACAAUUACAUAACUGUGAAAGAUGAGUCUACUAAUUCUAACAAAAGGCCUUCUGUCUUUGUUCGACUUGGAAGCUCAACGAAGAAGAUUUCUGUAUUUCAGAGGUUAGGGCCAUUGAGAAAGAAAAACAAGGUUUGGAGAAAUAGCAAGAGUAUACAAGCAUCUGCUUUACUAAAAUCUCAAAAUGCUCCUAAAGACUUUCAAAGUCUGAUCCUUUCUAGAAUGAGGCGGCAGACGAACAUUGUGGUCUCAUGUAGAGAAGUACUAAAGGCAAAGUCGCAUGUUGUGUUCUACACCAAGCAACGUGAUGAAGAUGAAGAAAUUGAUGCAUUGAAAGAAAUCAACCUUGGAACUGAUGAAGAUCCAAAACCCACCUAUGUGAAUGCUUCACUUGCGAGUGAUGAGGAAAAACCCUACGUUGACUUACUCAAAGAGUAUAAAGAUGUAUUUUCCUGGAGUUACAAAGAAAUGUCUGGAUUAGACCCGAAGGUAGCAGUCCAUCAUCUUGCUGUGAAAAGCGGUGCACGUCCCAUUAAGCAAGCUCAACGGCAUUUUAGGCCUGAAUUGGUUCCCGUGAUUGAAACUAAAGUUAACAAUCUUAUUGAGGCUGGCUUUAUCCGUGAAGUUAAGGAUCUCAAUAAUGCAUGUCCCAAAGAUGAAUUUCCACUUCCUAUCUCUGAGCUUAUGAUUGAUGCCACUACUGGGUAUGAGGCGAUGUCUUUUAUUGAUGGUUCAUCCGGCUACAAUCAGAUCCGUAUGUCGCUAAAGGAUGAAGAGUUGACCGCAUUCCGCACUCCUAAGGGCAUUUAUUGA